Molecule: messenger RNA, 519 nt
Organism: Suillus discolor
Lineage: Eukaryota; Fungi; Basidiomycota; Agaricomycetes; Boletales; Suillaceae
Exons: 3
Coding region: 1-474 (157 amino acids)
Source: RefSeq, a predicted model, not a curated record
AUGGAUUCUUCUACUAAAACAUACUCACCUCGUGCUUCAACAGAGUUAUAUCUGCCUCUUGCUAUUGUCCCAUUGCAAGAUGCUAUUGCAAUGCCAGCGUCACCCAGUCAUGGCUCCAUGACUGAUGGCAUUCCACUGCCAAGUGUCAAACAGCCAUCCCCGAACCCACCAAGCAACUGUAUCAUAAUCAUACAGAACAACUAUAUUGCGGAGGGGGGAACCAUCAAUAUAUACUCAAGUCACUACAAUGGUUCCACUACCACCAAGUUAGAAUGUGUUACCACAAUUGCAGAGCCUACGCCCUUCAAGCCUCGAUCAGAAAUGCAGGCAGAACCCGCAGAGCACAGUCAUGAAAGCAUAGUAUUGAGCAGCAACAUGUUUGGCGAGUGUGUCAUGAUAAACGUAGGAUCGCCAAAUUGCACUGGAGCUGGUAGGUCUUUUAGUUCAUUCAAAAGAGACUUGGCUUACAGUUGAUUAAACAAAUUGUUCUUGUGUCUUAAAUUGACCUCGACGUCUAGC